Molecule: messenger RNA, 198 nt
Organism: Pochonia chlamydosporia 170
Lineage: Eukaryota; Fungi; Ascomycota; Sordariomycetes; Hypocreales; Clavicipitaceae
Exons: 1
Coding region: 1-198 (65 amino acids)
Source: RefSeq, a predicted model, not a curated record
AUGUUGAGAACACGUAUAUACCAUAUCUACCUCAGAGAGGUAUGUUAUUCUCAGAUCCCCUGUCACAUUUGCAUCUUUCUUGGGGUAGUAUUUUUGUCGUACGACUCCCGGCGGUUUUGUGAUACAGCAGUUGGAGGAUUGGACGACCCCUCAACAGAAAGUUCAUCCUAUUUCCAGCCUGCUGUAGUCACAAUCUGA